Cercospora beticola is the source of this 2266-nucleotide messenger RNA. RefSeq names its product glycoside hydrolase family 47 protein. Gene Ontology annotation, cellular component: endoplasmic reticulum; membrane. Gene Ontology annotation, molecular function: calcium ion binding; mannosyl-oligosaccharide 1,2-alpha-mannosidase activity. Gene Ontology annotation, biological process: mannose trimming involved in glycoprotein ERAD pathway; carbohydrate metabolic process. The record is from RefSeq and is a predicted model, not a curated record. Lineage: Eukaryota; Fungi; Ascomycota; Dothideomycetes; Mycosphaerellales; Mycosphaerellaceae.
GAACUGCUUGCGCGGUGAGCGCUCCGACCACUCCUUCUUUCUCCAUUAUUGAUUCUAGAUGUCGCAUCAUUCUUUCACUGCAUAUCCAUAGACGCUCCUUUGCAGACGGCCUCAUCUCCGUCAUGCCCCCGUCGUCACGCCGCUACUUGUCACUCACUCUCCUUGCCAUUGCCUUCUUUGUUAUCCUCUCCAACUUGUCCAAUACUCACAGCAGAUCACCUCGUCGGGCCCCACCUGCAAUCGACAGAGUCCUGAACCCCGGCUGGUUCAAGCCCAGAUUCAGGUGGAGAGACGUCAAGCAAAAGCACCCCAUCACCAACACCAAGCUUACCGAGUUACCCACGGGCCCACAUGCCGAGAUCCCUCGAGUACAGCACGACUUCGAGCCCGAAUCCUUAGGGCACACUCUCUGGCGGAGGAAUCGCUUGCGAGCGGUGGAAGAAGCAUUUCGGCACUCGUGGGAUGGCUACAAGAAAAACGCAUGGCUGCAAGAUGAGGUCUCUCCGCUGAGUGGGAAAGCCCGGAACCCUUUUGGUGGAUGGGGUGCAACGCUCGUGGACUCGCUAGAUACAUUAUGGAUAUUGGGCAUGAAAAAUGAGUUUGAGAGCGCGGUGGCCGCCAUCAAGAAGAUCGACUUGACGACCCCGGCACUGCUAGAGCUCAACGUCUUUGAGACCACCAUACGCUAUCUUGGCGGCAUGCUUGCUGCUUAUGAUGUAAGCGGUCGUCAAUAUCAAGUGCUCUUGGAUAAGUCUGUCGAGCUGGGCGAGAUGCUCAUUCUUGCUUUCGACACGCCAAACAGGAUGCCUGUGACGAGGUGGAACUGGAAGAAGGCUGCACUGGGAGAGGAUCAGGAGCCCAAGGUCCACUCCCUCCUUGCCGAGAUAGGGUCGCUGACACUGGAGUUCACACGAUUGUCCCAGCUCACUGGCGAUCCAAAGUGGUAUGACGCCGUCGCUCGCGUGACGGACGUCUUAGAGAAAGCGCAGAAUACGACCAGGUUACCAGGGCUAUGGCCGACCUUUGUCAAUGCUAGAGAUAAUGACUUCCAGCGUGACUCCACUUUCACUCUUGGGGGGAUGGCCGAUUCGCUGUACGAAUAUUUACCGAAGGAACACAUUAUGCUGGCCGGCCGGACCGAUCAGUAUCGUAACAUGUUCAAACUUGCUCUCGCUACCGCGAAAGAGAGUAUAUUUUUCCGCCCAUUGAACUCGGAGAAUCGUAAAAUGCUUCUCUCGGGCACAAUGAAGCGGCCUUCUUACAAAAGUAAGGGCAAACUGCAGCCUCAAGCUGAACAUCUCGCCUGUUUCGCCGGCGGCAUGGUAGCAUUGGCUGCCAAAGUCUUCGAACAGCCCGAGGAAAUGGAUACGGCCCGAGAGCUUGUCGACGGCUGCCUCUGGGCAUAUAACAGUACCACAACGAAGAUCAUGCCCGAGAUCUUUACCGCACUUCCGUGUGAAAAGCCGGAUUGGGAAGACUGCGCCUGGGACGAAGACGCUUGGUAUCGUGCUGUGGCCGACAAAUCGAGCACUGGUGUUGCCCGUGCACAAUAUAUGGAGACUGCUCAAGAAGUGAUUGCCAACAGCAAGCUGGCCCCAGGAUUCGUCCGUGUCACUGACUCUCGCUAUAUCUUACGACCAGAGGCCAUCGAAUCAGUCUUCGUUUUGUACAGAAUUACAGGUGAUAUCAGGUUUCAGUACCAAGCUUGGGAAAUGUUCCAGGCUAUAACGAAUGCGACGCGCACGUCUAUCGCGUUUGCUGCGUUGCAAGAUGUCACCAAGGAGGACAAGGCGCUCAUCGAUAAUAUGGAGAGCUUCUGGACCGCUGAGACAUUGAAGUACUUCUUUCUCAUAUUUAGCGAACCGGACGUGAUUAGUCUGGAUGACUAUGUAUUCAACACCGAAGCACAUCCGCUGCUGCGGCCCAAGUAGGAUAUGACGAAGUCCGAGAUAUCUCGAUCCUUGCAUAGAUCAUCGAAAAGUAUUUGUAAUGGCUCAUGAAAAGUGAUAGAACCAUGAUCGACGCCGACCUCAGAUCCGCUCCAAUAGACAUUCCGCGGUGUACGACUAGACCGCUGAACUUAGUGAGCUUCAAAAUACCGCAUCGCUAAGAUGAGGACUCACGGGCCACCUAAUGCCAUCAGAAAAGCUGCAGCUAACCUUCAACACAUCUGACUGCAAUCGCACGCUGCAGUAGAGAGUAAGGAAUCCAGACCCCGCCCGCUUGACAGCUCCAUUCGCUGUUGUGGCGCACCCAUCUCCAGCUU